UGCGAUUGGCUGGCGCCACGGCGGCCGCGGGGCAUUGUGGGUCGCGGUAGACUAGCGCUCGCCAUGUCGGCGUCUCCGGUCAAGCGGCCGAGGAUGGACAGCGCGCUGGAGCAGCUCAGGCAGUUCACCACCGUGGUGGCCGACACGGGCGACGUCAACGCCAUCGAGGAGUACAAGCCACAGGAUGCCACCACCAACCCCUCCUUGAUCCUGGCCGCGGCGCAGAUGCCCGCCUACCAGGAGCUGGUGGACGAAGCCAUGGCCUAUGGCAAGAAGCUGGGCGGGUCUCAGGAGGUCCAGGUCACCAACGCCAUGGACAAGCUGUUCGUGCUGUUCGGGACCGAGAUUCUGAGGAAGAUCCCGGGCCGCGUGUCCACGGAGGUGGACGCCAGACUGUCUUUCGACAAGGACGCCAUGGUGGCCCGCGCCCUCCGCCUCAUCGAGCUGUACGAGGAGGCCGGCGUGGGCAAGGAGCGCAUCCUCGUCAAGCUGGCGUCCACCUGGGAGGGCAUCCAGGCCGGCAGGGAGCUGGAGCAGCAGCACGGCGUCCACUGCAACAUGACGCUCCUCUUCUCCUUCGCCCAGGCCGUGGCCUGCGCCGAGGCGGGCGUCACGCUCAUCUCGCCCUUCGUGGGCCGCAUCCUGGACUGGCACGUGGCCAACUCCGACAAGAAGUCCUACGAGCCCCUGGAGGACCCAGGAGUGCGGAGUGUCACCAAGAUCUACAACUACUACAAGAAGUUCGGCUACAAGACCAUCGUCAUGGGCGCCUCCUUCCGCAACACGGGCGAGAUCAAGGCGCUGGCUGGCUGCGACUUCCUCACCAUCGCGCCCAAGCUGCUGGACGAGCUGCUCAAGGACAGCAGCAAGCUGGCGCCCGCGCUCUCGGCCAAGGCGGCCCAGGCCAGCAGCCUGGAGAAGCUCCACCUGGACGAGCGGGCCUUCCGCUGGAUGCACAACGAGGACCAGAUGGCCGUGGAGAAGCUCUCCGACGGGAUCCGCAAGUUCGCCGCGGACGCGGUGAAGCUGGAGCGGAUGCUGGAGGAGCGGAUGUUCAGCACCGAGAAUGGGAAGUAGCCGAGUGGAGGCCGGGCAGCCGGCGAGGGUGUGGGAGCCAGCGUGAAGCCAAGGAACCUUUUUUACCCGGGGAGCGGGGGCGGCGGAGUUGUGGUUUUAUAUGAGAUCACGCCUGGUGCAUUAAAGCUGUUUUUCUGC
Messenger RNA from Erinaceus europaeus (western European hedgehog), 1215 nucleotides. RefSeq names its product transaldolase 1 (gene TALDO1). The coding region runs from base 64 to 1077 and encodes 337 amino acids. The transcript has 8 exons. Lineage: Eukaryota; Metazoa; Chordata; Mammalia; Eulipotyphla; Erinaceidae. Gene Ontology annotation, biological process: pentose-phosphate shunt, non-oxidative branch; pentose-phosphate shunt; carbohydrate metabolic process. The record is from RefSeq and is a predicted model, not a curated record. Gene Ontology annotation, molecular function: transaldolase activity. Gene Ontology annotation, cellular component: intracellular anatomical structure; cytoplasm.